AUGUACCAAGAAGAUGACCAGUUCUCCACGAGCUCAAAGCAUGUCCAAGCCUUCCGUGACGCGCAUCCCUAUCGACCGCAGGCGGGCCUACACCCCCAACACAACGCAGGCGGGAUGCCAGACAUGGACUGGAUCAUUGCACAGUUCCAUGAUCUACCUGGAGAUGAGGCUAAUCGCCUUCGUACCCAUCUAAGAGUCGUCCUGACGAGCGACUGGUGGAAUAAUCCAGCCGCGAACCCGAUAAAUGACGGCAUCAUCUCCGACCUCCUGCGGUUCUUCAUCAAUGGACGCUGCACCUUUUGCAACACCGAGAGGACUCAAUCCACUGGUCUCUCCUGCAUCAAAGACCACCUAGACUAUCCAAACUAG
Serendipita indica DSM 11827 is the source of this 369-nucleotide messenger RNA. Lineage: Eukaryota; Fungi; Basidiomycota; Agaricomycetes; Sebacinales; Serendipitaceae. The record is from the annotation of a GenBank genome assembly.